UGAGAAAGUGGCCCAGGGCCGAAGUACAAAUAAAGCCCACAUUUGGUAUUCUGGUAAUUAUCCAAAACGAGGAUUGUAAUCAAAAGAAAAUCCAAACCAGAAAUCAUCUCGGAUUCCUUACGAAGACGAAGACGAAGACGAAGAUAAAGAUGAAGCAAGGGCUUCUCUCAUGGAGUCCUUUCCCCCACUUUCUCUCUCUACCCAUCUCUCUCUCUCUUCCCUCCAAAACCCACUUCACCAAAACACCCACCAGACUCUUCGCUCCAAUUUCUGCAACUCUCGAGUCUGUAAACGAACAAAUCCUCACAGCUAGAGAGAGAAGACAGAUGAGGAAUGAGAAGAGAGAGAGCAAAUCCACCUACAAUUGGAGAGAGGAAGUGGAAGAGAGGCUCAUGAAGAAGCCCAAGAAGAGGAACGCUUCGUGGACCGAAGAGCUUAACCUUGACAACCUCGCUCUCUUGGGUCCUCAAUGGUGGGUUGUCAGAGUUUCCAGAGUUUCUGGUCAGGACCAUGCUGAACUACUCGCUCGAUCGCUUGCCCGAAACUUCCCUGACAUCGAUUUCAAGGUCUAUGUUCCAGCUGUUCAGGUGAAAAGGAAAUUAAAAAAUGGAUCAUACUCAAUUAAACCAAAACCUCUUUUUCCUGGGUGUGUGUUUUUGAGAUGUGUACUGAACAAGGAAAUACAUGACUUUAUACGUGAAUGUGCUGGGGUUGGAGGCUUUCUUGGAUCAAAGGUCGGAAAUACGUAAGCAUUUGCUCUCUUUUCGGUCA
Molecule: messenger RNA, 771 nt
Organism: Camellia sinensis
Lineage: Eukaryota; Viridiplantae; Streptophyta; Magnoliopsida; Ericales; Theaceae
Source: RefSeq, a predicted model, not a curated record